CGGACCGUUGCACCGACAUCGUUGUCUGGUCUCCCGAGGACGUUCAUCAUGAGAAUCACCCUUCUGAUCGCUGUCCUUGUCUUCGCCGUCCUCUCAGAGGCACGAGCUCCACCUCCAGGAGGAAGAGGUGGCCCCCCACCAACAGGUGCCGACGGACUAGCUCUUCCACCACCGACAGGUCCUGAGCCAACAGGCGAUGUCCCACCACCACGAGGUGGACGACAACCUAGGGAAGCUCCUCGGGGAUUUAGAGGCGGUCCUCCCCCGACUGGUGCCGACGGACUAGCUCUACCUCCACCCACUGGUCCUGAGCCAACAGGCGAUGUCCCACCACCACGAGAUGCAAGACAAGGCAGGGAAGGUCCACGGGGAGGCAGAGGUGGUCCUCCACCGACUGGUGCUGAUGGACUAGCUCUUCCACCACCGACUGGUCCUGAGCCAACAGGCGAUGUCCCACCACCACGAGGUGGCAGACAACCUAGGGAAGCUCCUCGGGGUGGAAGACGAGGUCCUCCUCCAACUGGUGCCGACGGUCUAGCUCUUCCACCACCGACUGGUCCUGAGCCAACAGGCGAUGUCCCACCACCACGAGGUGGAAGACAACCCAGGGAAGCUCCUCGGGGAUUCAGAGGAGGUCCACCACCGACCGGUGCCGACGGACUAGUUCUUCCACCACCGACUGGUCCUCAGCCAACAGGAGAUUUCCUACCACCACGAGAUGCAAGACAAGGCAGGGAAGGUCCUCGGGGAGGCAGAGGUGGUCCUCCGCCGACUGGUGCUGACGGACUAGCUCUUCCACCACCAACUGGUCCUGAGCCAACAGGUGAUGUCCCACCACCACGAGGUGGAAGACAAGCCUAAGAUGAUUGGGUCAGUUGAUCGAGGACAUGUUGGACAACAAAGUUGAUUCUUUACAUCGAAGCUGAUUUCUAGCAGACUAAACUGUCUGGUGUCUAUAACGACAGAACUGUACUGUAAGAAUCCACUUUCCAAAAUAAAGAAUCACUGAAAUACA
Messenger RNA from Pomacea canaliculata, 1015 nucleotides. RefSeq names its product basic salivary proline-rich protein 1-like. The coding region runs from base 49 to 861 and encodes 270 amino acids. Lineage: Eukaryota; Metazoa; Mollusca; Gastropoda; Architaenioglossa; Ampullariidae. The record is from RefSeq and is a predicted model, not a curated record. The transcript has 19 exons.